This is a messenger RNA of Capsicum annuum, 522 nucleotides long. Its product is annotated as WAT1-related protein At2g37460-like. The coding region runs from base 152 to 499 and encodes 115 amino acids. NCBI's taxonomy places the organism in Eukaryota, Viridiplantae, Streptophyta, Magnoliopsida, Solanales, Solanaceae. The transcript has 3 exons. The record is from RefSeq and is a predicted model, not a curated record.
AUUGUAGUUCUUUAAAUAAAUUCACUUGAAAAAAUUGAUUUUUUUCCUUUUUGUGGAAAACCAUUAGUAUUUCACUUAACAUUACUUUUCAAACAAUUUUUUCAGAAACAAAUUAUAUUUGCAAAUAUCAAAAUUCAGCUAACUAACAAAAAUGGGAGGAAGAGUGAUGGGAUCACCAUGGAAGAACAUGUUAAUGCCUAGUGUAGGAAUGGUUAUUGCAGUUAUAGCCACAGUUACAACCAUGAUUCUUAGCAAAAUAGCCAUGUCUAAAGGACUUAGCAGUUUCAUCAUUGUUGUUUACUCAAAUUUUGUUGCUACUCGUCUCUCAUCCUUCUUCCUUUCUUCCAUCUUCAUCUUUAUAACCAGAUCAGGGCGCCAACCAUUGACCUUCUCGGUGAUUUGGAGAAUCCUUCUACUUGCUUUAAUUGGUGAAAUUGGUGAUAGCAACGAUCGUGAGAGUUGGACGACUAUGGUGGAGAAACUUCUACAGAAUAUGUGAAGAAGAAAGGAAGAAAAAAAUUU